Messenger RNA from Hypomesus transpacificus, 1689 nucleotides. RefSeq names its product golgin, rab6-interacting (gene gorab). Gene Ontology annotation, biological process: non-motile cilium assembly. Lineage: Eukaryota; Metazoa; Chordata; Actinopteri; Osmeriformes; Osmeridae. The record is from RefSeq and is a predicted model, not a curated record. The transcript has 5 exons. The coding region runs from base 152 to 1231 and encodes 359 amino acids.
UAACGUGGCAUUAGUAAACAAAGAUGGCGGACCGUAGAAAGGUUUUGUUGAAAUAUCACUGACUUAAAGCAAUACUUUAAGAUUGGGUUGUGGUUUCUUGACAAAAACCAUACAUUUCUGAUCACACAAGUAAAGUAAUAUAGGGCUUGAAAUGGCUGGAUGGGCAGGAUUUUCUGACGAGGAGUUACGAAGAUUACAGCAAAAGGAUCAGGUGGUGGUGUCUGCAGGUUUACUAGGCGGUCGCGGGAGGAGACCUACUCCAACUAAUCGGAGUCGGCAGCAAUUGCAACGAGAGAAAGCCCUUCAGUUUGCCGCAGAGCAAAAGAGUGGACCAAUGCUGUCUGCACUACCACCGGAGCAGAAACUCGCCAUGCCCCCACCACAACCUGUGAGACAACCUGUUGCUACCGUGAAGCCAGUUGAGGCACCGAGGGUGAAAGUAGAGACCGUGGUCGUGAAUCAUGACCCAGCGCCAGUAGAAGAAACGACACCGAUUGCAAUAGAAUUGGAAAAACAGGAAGCGGAAUCGCGAGAAAAGACCCGUAUGGAACAGCUGCAGGAGGACCAAAAGAUGAUGGAAGAGAAAAACAAGCGCAAGAAAGCUCUCCUCACCAAAACCAUAGCUGAAAAGUCCAAGCAGACCCAGGCGGAGGCGGUGAAGCUGAAGAGGAUCCAGAAGGAGUUACAGGCCCUGGAUGACAUGGUGUCUAACGACAUCGGUAUCCUGAGAGGGAGGAUAGAGGAAGCUAGCUGGGAUUACAAUGCUGCAAGGAAGCGCUACGAGAAGGCCGAGACGGAGUACGUGGCGGCCAAGCUGGACCUCCACAGGAAGACGGAGGUGAAGGAACAGCUGACAGAGCACCUGUACGCCAUCAUCCAGCAGAACGAGCUGCGCAAGGCCAACAAGCUCGAGGAGCUGAUGCAGCAGCUGCACCUCCAGACCACAGAAGAAGAAACAAAGGAGGAGGAGAAGAAGAAGGUGGAGGAAGUGGAGGAGAAAACUAAUGGUAAUACCGCAGAGGAGACGCUCCAGGAAGAAGGGGCUGUCGUGGACCAGUCUGUGCUGGAUCAGGGCUCCAUGGCAGGCACGCAGACUGAAGCUCAAGUGGAAGGCACCACGGUCCAUAAAGACUGCCCCCCAGUGUCGGAACCAAAGGCGAGGGACCAGGACUGUAAAAUGGCUGACGGUGCCCCCAUGGGGCAGACGGAGGCUCCAGCAUCAGCCUCCUGAUGCUGGCAGGGUGGGGUGGUGGAGGGGUAGGGGAGGGCCACAUCUAUGAGAGCAGCUUGUCUACUAGCAGGAUGGUCUGUAAAAUGCAUCUUUCCUGCCUCAACAUACUCAACACUUAAAAACAUUCAACUAGACACUACAUUCUCCACAGCUGUCAUAUUUACAGUGUUCCUCUUGUGUGAUUGGAACUGCAAUUGUAAUAUUUUUAUUUUAUAUAAUGUAACCCCUUCCCCUGUCCCGCUAAACACUCUGUAAUCAUUUGGAAGGCGGUUGCGUUUGUAUUUUGUUACUGCCUGUCUGUGUCGCUUGUUCUUAUUGUGGCUGCUUCAAAAAUCAUCUGGCCUCCAGCACUUUGUCUCAACAACACUUGGCUUCACAUCCAACUGUAUGUGAAUGUCGACUUCCCAAGCAAAUGUUCAAUUUAAAGAAUCACCAUUUAAGAUUGUUUUGUCUUUGCA